Hyalella azteca is the source of this 5498-nucleotide messenger RNA. RefSeq names its product rab3 GTPase-activating protein catalytic subunit (gene Rab3GAP1). The coding region runs from base 274 to 3735 and encodes 1153 amino acids. Gene Ontology annotation, biological process: positive regulation of GTPase activity. The record is from RefSeq and is a predicted model, not a curated record. Gene Ontology annotation, molecular function: GTPase activator activity. The transcript has 21 exons. NCBI's taxonomy places the organism in Eukaryota, Metazoa, Arthropoda, Malacostraca, Amphipoda, Hyalellidae.
UUACUGUUAUGAUGACAAAUUUUUAUCUGAUUUUUGCACACCUGUAGUUUUCUAAUGUAAUAGACUAAUCGUUACUGUCAAGAAUAAAAAAAUACUUUUAAGUAUUCACAGAAAAUACUUAAGCCGCAUUUUGAAAGUAUUAUUAUUUUAUAUAUGUGUAAUAAUCUCUUCAAGACCUCAGAGUGACAGCCACUUAGCUAAUUUCUCUGUUCCGACAGCGACAGUAAACGACUGCUCCUGGAAUCUGGAUCUCUCCGUCACACGGUCUCAGACAUGCAUUCUCAGGAUGGUGAUGAAGAAGUUUUUGAAAUUGUAGACUUCACUACUGCUUCAGAAUGGGAAGUAUUUACAGCUGCUGUAGAAGAGGCCAUUCAGGGUUGGGGUCUUGCAGGUGGUGGCCGCAGCAUCCCUCCUCCUCCGUCUUCUAGUGUCAGCGCAAGCUCCCAGUGGAGGGAACAAAAGCAAAUAAUAAACUACAGUGAUUUUCCAUUUGAAUUGAGUUAUCACUGCCCUUUGGAGACUGGAAGUUCUGAAGAAAGUAGCAAUCAUGGCAGGGCUGAUGUUCUCAGUCCAGGUGACUUUGGAGAAGAAGAAAGCUAUGAAGACAGCUUGCCACCUUCACUUGCCUACAUCCAUGACUGCAGCAACUGUUUCCCUAACAGAGCUCAUUGUGUAGCUAGAUGGUAUGGCUUGAGGGAGUUCAUCAUUGCAGCACCAGCAUCAAGCAGCUGUAGUGUCGCCCCUUCCAAGGCACGUCUGCUCCUCUCUGCCCUCACUCUGGCUGCCAAUAACACGGGCUGCGAGGUGGCGAUGCUGGUGCAGGUGCUGAAGCCUGCAGAGCGCGUGUUCAUGGGCAGCGUGACGGCGCCAGGGCUGAGAGCCACGCUCGACAUGAUCCACUUCCGCUGCUCGCCUCCUGUCGAGUGUCAGGACUAUGAAGGUUUGGUGGAGCUCAUAAGCGACAAAGUUGGCAUCGAGCGCUUGCGGCUUGAGCCAGUUUCAUCCAUACGCUUCACUUACAUUAUUAAUGAAUGGCCUGAGGAGGCUUGCUGGGCUCAGACGCCACCUGACUUGGACCUGGAGCUGGGAGAUCUGGGAGAUCUCGGCUACUCCGGCCUCAAACAACUGCCUUUUGGUCUGCUCUAUGAUCCUGUCAGAGAGCUGCAUUUAUCAGCGGCCUGGCCCCGCCUACCCCACGGAUCAUUUGAGGACUCGCUGCUGCGGUUCACCCUCGACCCUUGCGACGCUCCCUGCUGGACCGCCAAGGUCCUGCCUCCUGCUGGAGGAGUGGAAGGCCCUGAGGUGGCAGGACUGCUGGGGGAACAUCUCAUGGAGCUGCUGCACGCGUGUCGAGACGAGCGCUCUGUGCCAGAGUUGCUGGGCAGCGCCUUCUCCGACCACGGCGCUCAGGGUGGCAGGGACGUGAGCAGCGCUCUGGACCGCCUCACGGAGCACGCUGUGCCGUCGCUGGGCGCCGUGCUGCUGGGACCUCACCGACACCGCGCCGCUGGGAAUAAACGAGGCUCGACUGUACAGCAAGGCCCGUUAUCUGAGGAAGUCAUCGCUGCCAUAUUGAACUUCCUGUUCCCUGAAGAGUAUUCAACUGAUGAUGAUAAUGACUCAGCAUAUCCUACGACGUUUGCUAGAGUGCCUCACUGGCAGCCUCACGUUCAACACCUCCCCGAUGAACACCCCCUCAAGGAUGUGUGUGUGGGUCUGAAGACUGCACCUGCCGAGGGUUUAGUGUGGCGCCUGAGUGUGGUGUGCUGUCACGCUCUGCACUCGCUUGGUGGGCUGCCCGCUGUCGCCCACCUCCUCUACGAGGUCUUGCUCGAACUCCGCUUCAGAUGGGACAACUGUUUGGUGGUACCCGGCGUGUCGCCGGCGUUCGAGGAGCCUCCUCCCCCAGACCUCGCCUCGUGUCUGCUGCAGCAGAAGCUACAGAUGCUCAACUGCUGCAUCGCGCACCGCGAGCGCAGGGAACGCGGCACUGCAGCUGCUUCUGUUGCUGCAGCUGCUGCAGGAUCUGCUGCUGCAGGAUCUGCCGGGACUUCCUUGCUGGGAUUCGACGAGGAUGAAUUUUUCGAUUGCGUCUCCGACGACGAUGAAGAAAAAGAUGCGGAUUCGUCUAAAGAAUCCAACGACGGACUGAUGAGCUGGGACGAGCCUGAGGGACGCGUGCGUCGGUGCGGGGAGCUGCGUCUGCUGCACUCGAGACGUCGCCUCUACGUCCCUGCGACGCAGGACCCCGCGCCCUGCACUGAGGACAAGCUCGAGCAGCAGGCCGAGCUGCUGCUUCGUCUUGGCGACACUGACGAAGGCUCGGCGAUGCGCGCUCGUCUCAUGUCGUCAUCGCUGCUCUCCGACAUGGAGAGCUUCAAGGCUGCCAACCCCGGGUGUGUGCUGGCGGACUUCGUGCGCUGGUACUCCCCCAGAGACUGGGUGCCUGUCGCGCCGGGGGAAGACCUCGUGGGAGUCGAGGUGGUGGACGGCCAUCGGCUGAGCGACCGCAUGACUAUCCCUGGGAACCUAUGGCAGGAGGUAUGGAAAGGCUCUCUGCCAGUGCCAGCACGUCGGCAGAAGCGUCUGUUCGACGACGCGAGAGAGGCAGAGAGCGCUCUGCAGUGGCUCGCGUCUCUGGGACCAGGAGCUCUCUGCCGCCACCUGCUGCCGGUGCUGCUGCACGCCGCCUGCUGCAGGACUGCUCUGGAGCCUCAUCUCUACACUCUGCCCAGCACCGCGGUGUGGGGCCAGACGAGCGCCUACCAGAGCCUAGAGGCGCUGCCGCCGCUGCAGCACAGCGAGAGCCUCCCCGCCCUCCUGUGCCUCCUCACGCAGCGCCUCGGCAGGCUGUCGCGCCAGCCUUGUGACCUCAACAAGUACCGCGACGUGAUCGAACAGCUGAGUGCUGUAGAGCGAUGUCUUGGCCGCGCCAUGAGCUUACGACACAAGUUAUUACCUCAAGAAGCACGCAAUGUUGAACCCAAACAGAAAACUCUCGAUAACAAACGCACAUCAGAGGUUGAUGGAUCUUCUAUGACAGAGGCUAGACGACCAUCGGACGAAGAGCACCGUAAGUCUAAAACAUCGUCGGAUGAAAUAUCACAAGGAACGUCCGAUGUUCCCGCUUCACGGCAAGCGUCGUCUGAACAAACUCGACGACCAUCCCGUGCUGGAAAUGCCAGUAAACACUCAAGCCACGGUGAAGAAAAAUUCAAAGUUGGUCUAGAAGACAGCGACGAUGCCAUGGAAGGCGUCGAAAGUAACUUGGGUUCGCAAUUUACUGUACUGCAAGGGUCUGAUGAUACCCAAGACGAUAAAGACGGCAAAGACGCGCCGAAAGACGGCAAAGAUGACUCAGCGGUUCUGUUGUCGCUGAUCAGCUCCUUGCUCAGCUCUGGUGAGGUCGACGUCGAAGGAGCUGCUAAGGGCGUCGCGGGACAGGCUCUGCUGCGUCUCUUCGAACGCUCCAUUGAAGAGCAGGAGCGACAGGGCAGCCUCCCUCGCUACUCCAUGGAGCAGCGCGCCGCUACAGCGCCGUCCGCGCGUCGCAGUCUGGCGGAACAGACGCGGUCGCGGCUCGGCUAUCCGGGCGCGCGGGAAUACAUCGUCCGCGUGCGCGCUGAGCUGCCAAGCAGGACUUCCAGACUCAUGCCCCACAGACUCUACGCCACCUUCCUCAAGGGGGACUUCAGGGUCGCCGGACUCUUCACUCAAGACGCGACUUUCUCUUAAUGGCGCUUACCAUUAAGGGCUGCCUUGUCUAAAAUAUCGUCUUGGACCAUUAAGACGUGACCUUCUCUUAAUGGUGCUAGACCAUUAAGACGUGACCUUCUCUUAAUGCUACCUUCCUUUAAUGGGUCGUGUACGAGGCAUUAACGGUAUUUUUUUAAGGUAAAAAUCCGUUUUCGAAAGCCUUGGGGCUGCUUGAUGGGUGGAAUCUGCGGGAACGUCGUAGUAAUUGUCUGAGUAAACUGAAAUCUCACUGAAAAACAGGAUUUAUGGUCAUCUAACAAUAUAUUUUUGUGUAUUGUAUUUUUAUCACGGCGUCUGCUGACAAGCUUGUUUCUACAAUCAAAUUAAAUUAGGUACAAACGAUUUAGAAGUGGCUAAUCCUUUUGGUGGUGAAGGAAAAGAUGUCUCCAACUUAUUAUAUUUACAUUUUCUGACAGCAAACGUACUGCUGCACCACACCGAAUUCCAAAAUUAUUCCUAUGGUGUUUAUUUUCAUUCAUUGUUCAGAUAAUAAAGUAAAUUAUUUAACCGAGAUCUAUUCAUACUUCGAUAAUAUUUGAUACCAUUUAAAAGUUACUUACCUAGAGAGGAAACACGGAUAAUCAAUCCGCUGCCGUUAGUGAUUCAUCCAAGUUUUGGUUGAUGUUUUAGUGAAACCAGAGUCUGAACUUAAUGCCUAGUUACACACCGUGCUUGGCUACUCAUAUAAGUUAAUGUUCAGUCAAAUCGUGUUUAAAUAUUACCGAACUCCUCUAAAAACUAGAAACUUUAUCCCGCCGAGUCUUUCAUAGUUUACACUCUUACUCGUAAGCUUGAUAUUGGAGUUCUUUACGUGCUUGUCUGUUAUAUUUAUUUCACCCUAUCUAAUUCCUAAUUUAGGCGAGUUAAGUAUGUUGUUGCAUCAAUAAUUAUAAUUUAACACGUAAUAGACUAUGUGGGUCUUUAUUAUAUUCAAUACUGAUACUGAUAGGAUUAUCAUCCAUGCUGAUUGCAAUUGUUGAUACAUUUUUUAUGGUUGGUUUAGGUUUAAUUUAUAAUAUGGACUUGGUUGAAUAGAAUUUGAUAACUGCUGCUUCAUUUCAUUACCAAGUGUUGUUGACUUUUGAUUUAUCUAUAAAUAGACAACACUGAGCUACAUUGUUUGAUGAAUUAAUUCAACCGAUGAGUCGAGUGUUCAGCUCUCAAUAUGUUUGGAAACUCUGGUGUAAAUCACGUUGUUUCAAUUUUCGACUUGAGCGGGAAAAUGUUAACCUUAUUUUUCUUUAAUGAAAAUGCGAAAACCGAACUUUAACAAAGCAAGUUGUUUUAUCCCUCAGAACAUGUUUUGAAAUGAACUUGUAUUAACACGCUACACACUCAUAAUCAAGAUUCUAUUGUAAUUAGGUACUAUAUUUUCGUAACUGCACUAAUUUUAAUUCAUCUAGUUACUGCUGCUGUAUGCUGAUACUUGUAAUUUAAAUGAAAAGUUUUACAGAAUUUCCUGUUUACGUGUAAGAAGUUGUCAAUAAAUAUGACUGCGUUCGUGAGAAUUUCACAGCUCCCUGACACUGUUAUACUGAACACUUCACGCUGUAUUCACAGCUCCCUGACACUGUUAUACUGAACAGCACAAGAAAACUGUUGGUCAAAUUGUCCAGGUAUAUCGUAAAAAAGCGACAGUGUGCCUCCCUACACGACUCUUUGCCUUCACCUAAUUUUAUAGGUUGUUUAAUUAAGCAACGCUAACAUUUUUCCUUCAAUAUAAUCCAUUAUCUUUAAUAAUA